This is a messenger RNA of Misgurnus anguillicaudatus (oriental weatherfish), 1695 nucleotides long. The record is from RefSeq and is a predicted model, not a curated record. NCBI's taxonomy places the organism in Eukaryota, Metazoa, Chordata, Actinopteri, Cypriniformes, Cobitidae.
CUCUCCCCGCUGUAAAAAAGUAACUUUUACUCUGAGUAAUAUUAAAAUGACUUACUUUUUACUUUUACUUGAGUAGAUUUUUAGACCAGUAACUUUACUUUUACUUAAGUAAAAUAUUAUUAAAGUAACUUUACUUUUACUUAAGUAGAAUGUUUUAUUACUCUUUCCACUUCUGCAUUCAUGUGUAUUAAAAUUCAAUUUGCGUCCGUUCAUAGAGAAAGAGAAACGUUUUCUAUCUGUACACAUUUCCUUGCAAGUACAAUUUUGCCUGUAUUAUUGGUGUCCCCUUCAAAAAUUGUUCUUGAAAAAUGUUAUGUUUAUUGCCCCCCCCCCAACAUUUAGAUGAAAUUUUCGCCCCUGCAGUAGCUAUAACAUUAAGUUGUAACCAAUCAGAACUUUGUAUGUGUAGUGAUGUCAGGCAUUCGGUAGGCUACAUAAAUCUGCAGGACAGUCAUGCACACACGCACAAACAUCCAGGAUCUUCAGUUUCAAACUUUCUCCAGCGCAAUCACUACACCAACGUCAACAUGCAUAGUAAAGAUCAGAUCGGCCAUGAUGACUACCAGACAACAGCAGACUGGCUGCUCUCCCAUACACAACACAGACCAAAAGUGGCCAUCAUCUGUGGCUCUGGGCUCGGCUUGCUGGCUGAUACCCUCAAGAACCAAGACUCCUUCAAAUAUGCAGACAUCCCCAGCUUUCCUCAGAGCACAGUAAAGGGCCACGCUGGACGGCUAGUGUUUGGGCAUCUUAAAGGGAAGACCUGCGUGUGCAUGCAGGGACGAUUUCAUAUGUAUGAGGGACACUCGCUAAGCAAGGUCACCUUUCCAAUAAGAGUGUUUAAACUUCUGGGUGUUGAAACCUUGAUUGUCACUAAUGCCGCCGGAUCAAUAGCGGACAGUUACAGUUGUGGUGAUAUUAUGAUCAUCCGUGACCACAUAAACUUUCCUGGACUAGCUGGACUAAACCCACUCAAUGGACCGAAUGAUGAUAGAUUUGGUCCACGAUUUCCGCCCAUGUCUGGGGUCUAUGACAAAGACUUACGGAAGUUGGCAUUUGACAUCUGUAAGACCAUGGGUGUCUCUCAAUAUAUCCAAGAGGGUGUGUACUGCAUGGUGGGAGGGCCAAACUUUGAAAGUAUUGCUGAGGCUCGUCUAUUACACAAACUGGGAGUGGAUGCAGUCGGAAUGAGUACUGCCCCAGAAGUUUUGGUUGCCAGCCACUGUGGCAUACGAGUCUUUGGUCUUUCUCUCAUCACUAACAAAGUGGUGAAAAGCUAUGAGGACAAUGAGGCUGUCAAUCAUGAAGCUGUGCUGGAAGUGGGCAAAAUGCGCUCAGAAACCCUGCAGGCGCUUGUCACCGAGCUCAUAAGCCACAUGGACAUCAACAACAACAACAACAACAACAACAUUGUAUGAUGUCACACAUACUGUAAGAGCCAAUCAAAGCCUCAUACAAAAUAACCUGCAGCUAUCAUUGUGUCUUUUUACAGUAGAUUAUAUUUUCAGUAAUAAUAGCAUAUUUUGAAUGUUUUAUGGAAGGAUCUAUGGUGCCAUAUCAACACACUUACAUACAAUUACUGGGUUAUUGAACAUGUAUGUAAACAUUUACAUAUACAUUUGUUUAUGUAUGUUAAUGUAUUCUGUAGUUUCAUAAUAACAACAUAAUUAUAAUUUAUGUAGGAAAUUUAGAAUU